This is a messenger RNA of Fusarium odoratissimum NRRL 54006, 1010 nucleotides long. RefSeq lists its product as uncharacterized. The record is from RefSeq and is a predicted model, not a curated record. Bases 99 to 938 code for a protein of 279 amino acids. The transcript has a single exon. Lineage: Eukaryota; Fungi; Ascomycota; Sordariomycetes; Hypocreales; Nectriaceae.
GACAUCGUUUAUGUAUAAAACGAACAUAUAUCCUCGCCGGACCAAAUCCAAAGCCUGUUUAUCAUCCAGACCCAGAACAGCUCAAUCAAGGCCUCAUCAUGGCAACCUCCAAGGCAUCACCGUUGGCUUUCAUGGAUGUUCUUAGUCCAGCCGUAUCAUAUUUUCGGCCCGCUGAGUCAACACCAACGACUCCCAAAACCACAACUUCUGGUGAUCCUCCACUCAUUAUCAUUCUUUCUUGGUCGGAAGCUCGCGAUAUUCAUAUAGCAAAGUACAUCUCUCAGUAUCGCGAGCUCUACCUAGCAUCUGCCAUACUCCUCUUCCGCGCUUCUACCAAGCUAUAUAUUCAACCAGCUCUACGACGUCGUCUAUUCGAGUCAGCUUUACCAAUUCUGCAGUCUGUCAAUAACGGACAAGAAGAUGCACCCAGCUUUCUCAUCCAUAUAUUUUCCAAUGGUGGUGUCAGUUCUGCUGCCACGCUUUGGGAGAUGUGGGAAACUUCACUAGGCGGCAAACCAAUUCCGCGACAUGCUGUCGUGAUGGACUCAUGUCCCGGAUACUUCCACUGGAAACGAGAUCACCAUGUCCUCUCAACCGGAUUCCCACCAUUUUUGUCUCCCCUUGUCUGGGUAUUUCUGGGUUUUGCAUGGGUCUACUACAAACUAUGGUUAGGUGUGGAACCGCAUACUGCCUAUGCCUCGGCUCUCAAUACGCCUGAGAGAAUCAGCCGGGAGACUAUGCGGGCAUACCUUUACGGAGAUGCAGACCUCUCAGUUGGUUGGGAGGAUGUUGAAUCACAUGCUCAACAAGCAAAGGACAAUGGCGCUGUUGUUAGAACAGAGAAGUUUGCUGGAGGUGCCCAUGUCGCUCAUGUCAGAGUUGAUGCUGAUAGAUACUGGAAGGCUGCUCAAGAGACUUGGCAAGGGAAAGAGUUUUAAAUUAGGUAUUCAUUCUUGUGUGUAGAUAUAAUAGACAUUAUUGAACCCAUAGAUAACUAUAUUACAUUCGUU